Australozyma saopauloensis is the source of this 318-nucleotide messenger RNA. RefSeq names its product ribosomal protein P1 (gene RPP1A). The coding region runs from base 1 to 318 and encodes 105 amino acids. Gene Ontology annotation, cellular component: cytosolic large ribosomal subunit; ribosome. Gene Ontology annotation, molecular function: ribonucleoprotein complex binding; protein kinase activator activity; structural constituent of ribosome. Lineage: Eukaryota; Fungi; Ascomycota; Pichiomycetes; Serinales; Metschnikowiaceae. The transcript has a single exon. Gene Ontology annotation, biological process: translational elongation; cytoplasmic translation. The record is from RefSeq and is a predicted model, not a curated record.
AUGUCUACUGAAUCUGCUUUGUCUUACGCCGCUUUGAUCUUGGCCGACGCUGAGGUCGAGAUCACUGCCGACAAGUUGGCUACCUUGGUUUCCAAGGCCAACGUCGAGGUUGAGCCAAUCUGGGCUGACCUUUUCGCCAAGGCUUUGGACGGUAAGAACUUGAAGGAGUUGUUCUUCAGCUUCUCUUCUGCUCCAGCUGCUUCUGCCGGUGCUUCUGCUGCUGCCGGUGGUGCUGCUGCUGAGGAGGCUGCUGAGGAGGCUGCCGAGGAGGAGAAGGAGGAGUCCGAUGACGACAUGGGCUUCGGUUUGUUCGACUAA